This is a messenger RNA of Gordionus sp. m RMFG-2023, 782 nucleotides long. RefSeq names its product ubiquitin-conjugating enzyme E2 G2-like. Bases 47 to 547 code for a protein of 166 amino acids. The record is from RefSeq and is a predicted model, not a curated record. Gene Ontology annotation, cellular component: endoplasmic reticulum; cytosol. The transcript is spliced from 5 exons. Lineage: Eukaryota; Metazoa; Nematomorpha; Gordioida; Chordodea; Parachordodidae.
UUUACCCACCAACAUCAUAUAUCAUUAUUCCUUUUUAAACAUACAGAUGUCUGGAUCUGCUUUAAGGAGAUUGAUGGCCGAAUAUAAGCAAUUAACUAUAAACCCUCCAGAAGGGAUUAUUGCAGGCCCUGUUACAGAAGAUGAUUUUUUUGAAUGGGAAGCACUUAUAAUUGGACCACAGGGAACACCUUUUGAAGGUGGAGUUUUUCCAACCAAACUAUUUUUUCCAACUGACUAUCCACUAAGUCCCCCUAAAAUGAUUUUCACAUGUGAUAUGUUCCACCCAAACAUUUAUAAAGAUGGUAAAGUGUGCAUAUCAAUAUUACAUACACCUGGAGAUGAUCCUAUGGGGUAUGAAUCUAGUUCUGAAAGAUGGAGCCCAGUUCAGAGCAUAGAAAAAAUUCUUCUAUCUGUUAUUAGUAUGUUGGCUGAACCUAAUGAUGAAAGCGCUGCCAACGUCGAUGCUGCCAAAAUGUGGAGGGAAAAUAGAAACGAAUUCAAGGAAAAGGCUAAAAGAAUUGUUAAAUCUACACUCGGAAUUGCGUGAUAUAAAAUAUAUAAUAUUACCGAUAAUCAAAUCACCAUUUCAAUUUACUCUUGACUAUAUAUUUUUUGUUUUAUUUUUUCGCUAAAUACACAUGAAUAUUUUUAAAAAUUUGAGUAAGUAGACCGUAUCCAAGUAACAAUGUUCACAAUAUUUAUGUAUUAUUAUGAUCAUAUACUAUUAUCAGCGAUAACAAUUUUUCUAGACGUUACUCUUUUGCCAUUUUGUUGAUCCGAUU